AUGACUUCACUCAACAUACCGGCCGUGGCCGCAGCCUUGGUCCUACUGGUCAUCGUGUACGAAAGAAUCAUCAAGCCCGCGUUUCUGUCACCACUUGCCAAGAUACCAGCACCGCAUUGGAGUUGUCAUGUUGCGCCCUUCUGGCUCUGGUGGGCGAAGCUCACCCAUCGGGAAAACGGACUCGUCUACAAGAACCAUAUGGCCAAGGGCAAGGCCCUGCGACUUUCACCAGGCCUGGUCAGUCUCAAUUGCUUCGAGGGAGGCUUGAAGCAGAUUUACCUAGGAGGAUUCCCCAAGACCGAGUUCUACUGGCGGGGCUUCGCCAACUACGGUACUCACAAUAUCUUUACCUUUGAAGACAAUGCCACGCACUCGGCCCGCAAACGAAUCAUUUCCGGUACCUUUUCCAAGUCCUUCAUCCUUGCCGAUGCCACAAGCCAAGCUUCGAUGAAGAAGAUCCUGUUCGGCAGGCUGUUGCCCAAAGUCGACGCCGCGGCAAAGCGAAACGAGGCUCUUGAAGUGCUCGAGCUCUUCUACUCGUACUCGAUGGACUCAUUUGUCACUUGGCAGUUUGGAAGCAAGCUGAGCAGUAACUUGAUUGAGGACGAAAAGGAAAGACGGUUAUACCUGGACGGAUUCUUCGCUGCAGCUCCAUACACCUUCUGGCAGUACGAGUUCCCACGACUCAACAGUUGGCUCAAGUUGCUUGGCAUCAUCCCCAAAAAGGUCGACAGUGGCUUUCACGACAUCGAACAAUGGAACCUUGAAAAGUGCGACAAGGCGCAAGAGCUCUUGGCUCAAGGAGAAGACAAGCUGAAGGAUGAAGACAAGCCCGUCGUCAUGUCCCUCGCCCUCAAAGCCAUGAGCAACACCCAUGCCGAAUCUCGCCAAUAUCCACAGCGACUGGACAUUGCCAGCGACAUGUUUGCGCACAAUUCGGCAGCACACGAGACCAGUGGAAACACGUUGACAUACUGUUUCUACGAGCUGUCCCAGAGGCCCCAACUACAAGCGAAACUUCGACAAGAGCUUCUCACGCUUGACCCUCCGCUGUAUUUCCCUCCUCCCGAUGGCAAGGAACUGGUGCUCCCUGAGCCCAAAGCCCUCGACAAGUUGCCGCUGCUUGAAGCCGUGAUUCUGGAAUCUCUGCGCCUGUACCCGUCUGUUCCAGGUGGCCAGCCCCGUCGUGUACCAAAACCCUGCUCCCUUGGGGGCUACGAUGGUAUCCCGGUCGGCACUACAGUCCAAUGCUACGCGUACUCGCUUCACCGUACACCCGAGAUCUUCCCAGAGCCCGACGAGUGGAAGCCUGAGAGGUGGAUUGACUCGUCUUCUGAGCAGCUGAGCCAAAUGCGUCGUUGGUUUUGGGCGUUUGGGAGUGGCGGCAGAAUGUGCAUCGGAAGCAAUUUCGCAUACUUUUCUAUGAAAAAUGUUGUUGGAAGUGUAUACACCAACUAUACGACCUCGUUGCAUGACCAUGGAAGCAUGGAGCUUGAAGACGCGUACCUCGCGGGUCCCGCCGGCCACCGCCUGGAGAUCAAGUUCACUCGUGUUAAGGAAUAA
Messenger RNA from Fusarium keratoplasticum, 1563 nucleotides. RefSeq lists its product as uncharacterized. The record is from RefSeq and is a predicted model, not a curated record. Gene Ontology annotation, molecular function: iron ion binding; heme binding; monooxygenase activity. Bases 1 to 1563 code for a protein of 520 amino acids. The transcript has 3 exons. NCBI's taxonomy places the organism in Eukaryota, Fungi, Ascomycota, Sordariomycetes, Hypocreales, Nectriaceae.